AUGCGCUUCCGCUCUUUCCUUCUUUCCUUCUCCAUCCUGAUCAUCGCACUGGCUUCUCCAUCGCUGUUCGCUCGACUGGGUCAGAUCGUACGACACAUGUCUUCCUCUUCCACCUCGGCUUCGUCCUCAGGCACGGCCCAAACAACUCGGACGGGAAUCAAGAACCUUGUCGUCGUCGGCGCAAGUUAUGUCGGUAUGAUGGCCGCGAAGGAAUUGAUGACCAAGUUGGAUGGCGAGCAGCAGAAGAAGGAUAGCUAUAGGGUUGUUGUCGUUGAGAAGCAGUCGCAUUUCUCUCAUCUCUUCGCGUAAGUCGUGCGAACGCCCACUUCGGCCCCGAGAACGACUGGUGGGAUCUCCUCGGCUGGUGGAAUACCCUGUCCGCAUGCGAUUCAACUGACAUGCAUCCUUUUCGUUCAUUCUAGCUUCCCUCGCUUCGCCAUCGUCCCCUCGCACGAGCACAAAGCCUUCAUCCCCCUUAGCCUCCCCUCCCCCCACCUCCUCCUCCGAGCAAGCGUAUAUCGAGCAUCACCCCUCAUUCCUCUCUCCUCCUCGAUCGACCCGUCCAAUUCGAAGGGAACAAGGUUACAGAGUUACCGUUCGAGGCGCUGGUGUUGGCGAGUGGGACCAAGUUGACACCGCCUGGCACAAUGCCGAGUGAGGAGAAGCUGGAAGGGGUCAAGUACCUUCAGGGCGUGCAGGAGGAGCUGGAAAAGGCCCACGAUCUGGUCAUUCUCGGCGGAGGGGCUGUGGGAGUUCGUGAGUUGAUCUUUUCAAACCACAACGAUGGUCUGGAUCCCGAGAACGAUGUGGACCGAUGGUAUUUAUUUUGCUGACCUGCCCUCCCGGCCCCUUCCGUCCCACCUGCCCGGCGCACGUGACCUCCGCCUUUUUUUUCAACCGUCCGAAUCUCAAGAAAUGGCUACGGACCUCGCGAUCCUCUACCCCGAGAAAUCCAUCACCGUAGUCCAAUCCCGCACUCUGAUGCCGCGCUUCCAUCCCCAAUUACACGAGUUGGUGAUGAAGCGCUUUCAAGAGUUGGGGAUCAAGACCAUAUUGGGAUCGAGGGCGGUCAUUCCUGCUGAAGGGUUUAAUGUAGAGGGGAGAGAGGGGAAACAAGCUGUGAGAACGCAGAAUGGGGAUGAAGUGAAGGCGGAUUAUGUGGUGCGUUAUCCCGACAGGACGAUGGGCCCCACGGUGUAGUGCCUCCGCGCAGCCGAGCCUAAUCCUUCAUUUCCUUGUCCUCCCAGAUCGAAUCCACUGGCCAAACCCCCAACUCGGCUUAUCUCGCCUCCUUCGCCGCUUCGACUCUGACACCGGGCAAAUACGUCCGCGUUACUUCGGCUCUGCAAGUAGAUACUCAAGGAGUGGAGGAUGAAGAGGUCAAAAAGGUCGCAGGAAGGAUAUUCGCGGUGGGGGAUAUCGCGGAUUCGGGUGAGUUGAGGGGAGAGAUCGCAGGUGUGGAGCCGAUUUCCUGUGUGGGGGCGAAGAUUUAACUCAACCUAAAGUCUUAUCUGGGACUUUGUGACCCAGGUGCACCCAAGGCCGCCCGCCCGGGAAUGGCACAAGCGACGAUCGUCGCCAAUAAUAUUGCAAAAUUGCUCGCUGGGGAAGAGGCUUCGUCCUUCGAGGUACGUGUAUCGCUUUUGGAGAUAUUGAUUCAAGCUUAACUAAUAAUAUCUUGCCUAUGUUUCACUCACCCAUCAUACAGACCUACCACCCCAACCCGGCCGCAAUCCACCUCACCCUCGGUUUCGCCGAAUCCGUCAUAUUCCGCAAUCCACCUUCUACCAAUCCCGAAGACGUGUUGGGUUCUUUCGAAGGUGAUCCGGUGAUCAUGGUCAAGGAUGAUGGCAAGAAAGACAUGGGGAUCGAAGGCGUUUGGGAGAGGAGAGCCCCCGGUUUGGUAAAGAGUCAAGACGAUUAUUGGUUGUGA
Messenger RNA from Microbotryum saponariae, 1933 nucleotides. The record is from the annotation of a GenBank genome assembly. Lineage: Eukaryota; Fungi; Basidiomycota; Microbotryomycetes; Microbotryales; Microbotryaceae.